AUGACCAACUCCCCUGAGCUCCCCCCCGAGAUCAUCAUCAAAAUCGGCUUCUGCAUCCCAGCACUUGUAGAGGAACCAUCUCCCACCUCCCGAGUGGCAUUGAAGGCAUUCAGACCCCAGACCUUCUUUGCCUGUUUUCUGGUCUCUAGGACAUGGUACCAGAGCCUUCUCCCUGUCCUCUGGUACGCAUACUGCGGAAACUCUAUGAGCCGGAUACCCAACGACGUCAUUGCGAGAUACAGCCACCAUUUCAGGAUCCUCCGCCCUGCUCUUGUUCACCCCGGACCGCUGCACUGUACUCUUUUGACUGUAUUGGAGCUGGACCGUUAUGAGACCUGUACAUACAAGGAACAUUUGCAACUGAGUCAACUUGUGCGGGAGAACCCAGGGCUCCGGACCCUCACCCGGACAAGGGCUACCUCUAAAUCGAUGACGCUGGAGUCGGACGAUUUCGUGGGUCUGAAGAGUUUGGAGGUUUUGACGCUUGGAGGCUGGAAAUUGUCGGACAGGCGAUUGUUUGGCAUCUUGAGGGCGGUAGGUAGCAAGCUGAGAAUUCUGAGGCUGCAUCGCAUAUACGGACUUUUACCUUGUGACCUCUCUCCUCAACUGGAACAGGACGGAAUUGCUGACAUUAACUCUAAGAUUGACGACGGACGUUUGACGCUACCUUGCUUGGAAACAAUUGAGACCGACAUUUUUAAUGGUGGCCCAGGCAACCUCGGAAUUCAUGAUCUGGAAGAGCUUGUCGCUGGCUUUCCUCGCUUGGAGACACUCGUGACAGGAAUACCAGCAAGUUCCCAAACAAGUUGCCUUGCUAGUGCCCUGCGUGACCGCUGCCCAAGGCUUCGGAAUCUGAGGUUGGACGCAUGGGGUGUGUCGGAGGAUCAACUUGCAGCUUUGGUCGGGCCGGUUUCUGCUACAGGACUGUUCUCACUCCAGCUCGACAACAUCUGCGUUGGCAAGGAGUUGACAUCGGCCAUUUCACGGCAUGCGGCGACUCUGCAACACCUCCGUCUCCAGAGCGCCUACUUUCAAUUGGAUCUUCAGGCAGUCGUUGAGAUGUUGGUCGAGUGUUGGCAGCUAAAGACCUUUGGCAUCCAAAGCAUGUACAUAUUCAAUGAGAACGUGGCGGAGACUUUGAAGAGUCAGUUGUGGGGACAACGGUUGGAGAGACUGAGCUUGGGCUUUGAGACUGGAGUCAAUCGCGGGGAGGUUAUGGAUUUUUUCCACAGCAAGUCAAGAGAGGAUUCGACAUGGAGGUGGCGGCACGCUGACUGGAAGUUGAUUGGUUUCCGAGCAAAGAAUGCGGAUGUACGGACGGCGACGAGGGCCUUGCUGGAGAAGGCGUUUGAAAUUGUUCAGGAGAUGGAGUGUUUGCACACGUUCGAGUGGAACGGUUUUCCCUUCACUCGAACUCUUGUGUAG
Molecule: messenger RNA, 1425 nt
Organism: Linnemannia hyalina
Lineage: Eukaryota; Fungi; Mortierellomycota; Mortierellomycetes; Mortierellales; Mortierellaceae
Source: the annotation of a GenBank genome assembly